This is a messenger RNA of Antechinus flavipes (yellow-footed antechinus), 1523 nucleotides long. RefSeq names its product MRT4 homolog, ribosome maturation factor (gene MRTO4). Gene Ontology annotation, biological process: rRNA processing; ribosomal large subunit biogenesis; ribosomal large subunit assembly. The record is from RefSeq and is a predicted model, not a curated record. Gene Ontology annotation, molecular function: RNA binding. Lineage: Eukaryota; Metazoa; Chordata; Mammalia; Dasyuromorphia; Dasyuridae. The transcript has 8 exons. Bases 118 to 849 code for a protein of 243 amino acids. Gene Ontology annotation, cellular component: preribosome, large subunit precursor; nucleolus.
ACGGGAGCCAGAAUCAGGCACUAGAGUUAGGCACCUUAGACCGCCCGCAUCCCAAGAGCCCUCGCGAUUCCGAGGUCCUCGCAAGCAUCGCCGGGAGGCGCACGUGUUGGGAGCAACAUGCCUAAGUCCAAACGCGACAAGAAGGUGUCCUUGACGAAGACAGCCAAGAAGGGCUUAGAACUCAAGCAGAACCUGAUAGGAGAGCUUCGAAAAUGUGUGGACAUGUACAAAUACCUUUUCAUCUUCUCUGUGGCAAACAUGAGGAACAGCAAAUUGAAGGAUAUCAGGAAUGCAUGGAAGCACAGCAGGAUAUUCUUUGGCAAGAACAAAGUCAUGAUGGUGGCUUUGGGUCGAGGUCCUGCUGAUGAGUAUAAGGACAACCUGCACCAGGUCAGCAAGAAGCUGAGGGGUGAAGUCGGCCUCUUGUUCACCAACAGAACAAAGAAGGAAGUGAAUGAGUGGUUCAGUAAGUAUACUGAGAUGGAUUACGCGCGGGCAGGUAACAAAGCCACCUUCACCGUCAGCCUGGAUGCGGGGCCCCUGGAGCAGUUCCCCCACUCGAUGGAGCCCCAGCUGAGGCAGCUCGGCCUGCCCACUGCCCUCAAGAAAGGUGUGGUGACUCUGCUCUCUGACUACCAAGUAUGCAAGGAGGGUGAUGUGCUGACCCCUGAGCAGGCCCGAGUCCUGAAGCUGUUUGGGUUCGAAAUGGCCGAGUUCAGAGUUAACAUCAAGUACCUGUGGCAGGCUGAGUCAGGCAAGUUCGAGCACCUGGGGGAGGGUGCAGAGGAGGAAGACAACGAUGACGAAGACAGCUCCUCAAAGGAGUCGGAGGACUCGGAGGAUGACUGAGUGGUGGGCUUGGUCCGGAGCCCCCAUGGGGGCCAGGCUGCCUCCCUUCACUAAGGGAGCAGAGACUCAUUCUGCAGGACUCUCAGGAGGGAGAGAGGAGUAACACCCUCAGGACUGUACUUUUAUAUGGAAUAAAGCCUUGUCCAUGGACCGGGCAUCCCUGGGUUCUCCCUGAGGGCAAAGGGAAGGGGUGGCUUCCUGCCAGAGGCCUGCUGCCCCUUCUUUUUGGUUCUCAGCCCAAACCCUAUGAGCCCUGGAGGUCCCCAGCUUGGUGUUUCCCAGCUCCACCCUCUCCCCCCCUUCUCCCCAAUGUCUGGGACAGAAAGUGUCCGAGGGGGGAGAAGGCCCUGCCAGCUGGGGAUAGCCAGCCCGGGACCUACAGUCACUCAGAAGAUGGAGUAGACGACGGCCAACUGUAGGAAGCACUCGUGUCCCAGGCACGUGCUGAGGACACAGAAGGCGGCCAAAGAGUCACGGGGGAGAAGUCUCAGCAUUCGCCCUCCCGGGCCAGUUGGAGGGGAGCUGUGCUUCAGGUUCUUGUGCCCAACAAGAUGGGCUCUGCCAAUCCCAGGCUUGACUCGGAUCCCACAAACUUCCCUUUGGGCAAGGGGAGAUUUCCGGCACUUAGAGGGACACGUGUGUAAGACCAUUAAACAGUUUUCCGUGCACAAACA